Molecule: messenger RNA, 1066 nt
Organism: Ostrea edulis (European flat oyster)
Lineage: Eukaryota; Metazoa; Mollusca; Bivalvia; Ostreida; Ostreidae
Exons: 6
Coding region: 332-1066 (244 amino acids)
Source: RefSeq, a predicted model, not a curated record
AAUAACGAUUCAGCUAAUCUGUUCUUAUCAUAUUUGAUAUAAACAUGUGCACAUUUGUACUCUGCAGUAAACUGCAAUCUGAAAUAUUUUGUGUUUGACAAAUUCUGAUUUAUUUGAAAAAUAAUUGACUGUUCCGUGCUUAGUAUUUAAUGCAUCUUCUUUUUAGAAACAAACAUUGGCCAACUCAGUGAAGAAUGACGUAGUAGUAGGGGUGUAAGAAAUUGAGAGGAUAUUCGGAGAGGGCGGAGUCAGUAUCCAUAUAUACCUAUAUAAAUAGAGCGAGUUUACUUUGUAUUCAUCAGUGGAUUUCCUUAUUCCAAAAGAUAAUACCAUGUUGCAUAUUUCUGGAGCAUUGAUUUAUCUUGGUCUGGUAGCUGUCUUCAUUACAGACAGUUUUGCGAAUGAUGUGGAAGAUAACUGGCAAUUAGUAUUCCACGCAGUAAAAGGUAACGGGAAAGAUGUCCGUGACGCCUGGAACGCGAGGUCACCAUCAGUUUGCUCACCUGACAAUGGUUGUCUUUCACCUGGUUUUAAGUUGGAUAACUGGAGAGAUAAUAUGAAACAUCUGCGAAGUCCCUUGAUCGACCAGUGGGAGUCACUCAGAAUCCAAAAGAUCCGGGUGGUACUUGGCCGUAAUGGGAAAACCUUAGCAUUCUUAGAAUUUGAUGGCAGUGGAAGCAACAAGCUAAAUUGGUUUAGCAAAUCCAGGCUUCUUCACAGUAGCUGGUCCGAUCUCAAAACCUCGAGAACUAACUAUUUCUCAAUUAAAGGGCACGACAGAGAUGGUAGGCGUCCUGUCAAAAGGCACUUUUUUGUCAACAAAAGGUAUGGCCGUUGCCCGAAUGAUGUUGGGUGGUUUGUGAUCAUAGACAAGACCGAUCUCUGUCCCUGGGCAAGGAAAGGGAGGACUCCGUUGUUUCUGUAUAGUAGGGGUUCAAAAGCUGCUAACUGGAAUCGCAGACCCGGGGUCGCCGAUGUCAUGAACGUUUACAUAGGGUGUAAAUUUCAAGAAGGAUUUCCAAAGCAUCCUGAUAGAUUUGAUCUAUGUACAUCCAGUUUGUACUAA